Messenger RNA from Malaclemys terrapin pileata, 6173 nucleotides. It is a transcript of the gene TJAP1, whose product is annotated as tight junction associated protein 1. Lineage: Eukaryota; Metazoa; Chordata; Testudines; Emydidae. The record is from RefSeq and is a predicted model, not a curated record. Bases 1817 to 3739 code for a protein of 640 amino acids. The transcript has 12 exons. Gene Ontology annotation, cellular component: trans-Golgi network. Gene Ontology annotation, biological process: Golgi organization.
UGGUGGCCUAAGCCGAGCGCGCGGGGCCGGGCCGAGCGGGGGCAAAGUUUGGGGCGGGUCCGAGACAGAACCGAACCGGGUCAGAACCGGCUGUAAAGUCCCCGGGAGUCCGGGAGGAGCGGAGCCCGACUGGUUCCGAGCCAGACCGGGACCCCGGGGGGUUGAGGGAACCCAGCCAGGUCAGAACCGAGCCCGGGGCCCGACCGCGCCGGCACCGAACCUGGCCCCGAGCGCUCAGGUCCGAGUUGGGUCAGAACCGGUCUGGGAUAGGGCCCAGCCUGGCCAGGUCAGAACUCCGCCAGCGCAAAGAGCGCCCCGUCCGGAUCAGAACCGAACCGGGACCCGCGAGAAAGGGAGGAGUUCGGCUCUGCCCCCAGCUUGUCGCCCUUGGGCUAAAGGGGAGGGAAACAGGCAGAACUAACUGUAAAGUCACAUUGGUGUUGGGGGAGCUGGGCCCAACUUGGUCAGAACAGAACUGGGAGAUGUGAGCUCAGGGAGGAAAACUGUAUCAGAACCAGACAAUCACCCCUGGGCUGCAGGGGCCAGGACAGGCCAGAGUUGAAUUGGGGGUAGAAGAGGUGCCUGGGUCAGGAACUGAACCCUGCAGGGGAAGACAGUGGAACUGAGUCAAUUUAAACCCAGUUGAGUCUGGAAAUCGAGGAAGACUGAUCCCAGAACUGAACUGGGUCUGCUUGUGGGCCAGAGAGGUCUAAACUAAGUUUGAACAGAACCAGAUCCUUAUGGAGUGAAAGAUGAGGAGCUAUGUGUGUUUAGGGGUGAGACAGUGAUAGCCACAACAAGAGGGCUUUGGAAUUGGAAAUGAAGUGAAGCAAAUCUGAGACAGUUUGUGUGAUCAAGACCCAAACUGUGUUGAAGAAGUCAGAGUAGGGGAGAGGGAACUACACUGUGUCUGUGCCAAAUCUGGUCCGGGAGGAGAGAGGAUCCUUUACCAACCUAGAGACCCUCCCUGGCACCAGGCAUCAUCCAAAAGACUUUCUGCAAGGAAGUUAGUGAAUCUGAACAGAUCCCAAGAACAAGGAAAGUUUAGAGAACAGCAGAGCUGAGCAAAUGAUACUGAACCACAUCUGGAUUUGGUCUAGAGCGUGAGUGGGAGACAAUUGAGUAUGAAAGAAGUGAAAGGUUGAGCACUGGCACCGGGAUUUGUAAACAGAAGAGGGAAAAAAUUAUUUCCAACUGAAAUUGCAUUAAUCGGCAAAAGGGUGAGUGAGUGAGCUGUGAUUUUUCUCUGAGCUGGGAAUGGACCAGGUCUGAGAGAGGCCAGCUGGAGUGAGCCCACUGAAAAGACAGCCCGGCAAAAUGAGACUGCUCCUUGCCUGACAGGGCUUCUCAAAGCUGCAGAUCUGUAUUUUGCAGAAUCAGUCCAGUGACAGAGCUGAUAUAAAGGGGCUGCACAGGAGGAGGAAGUGAAUCCCUUGGAUACAAACAGCAGAGAGCAGGAGCCGUUCAGAAGCUGCCAGAUGCCACCAGGGGAGAGCUGACUUGGAGGCAGGCGGACAGGCACAUUGCUUUGGAUCUUGGAGACCUCAGCAAGGACUCUCGUAGGCCAUUCAUAGCAGCUGUACCAGGUGAGACGGGAGGGAGCCUUCCUAUGCCAUACUGGUGGAAGUCAUUUGGAGCUGUCGUCUGCCAGCAGUCACUGCCACAGCCAACCCAACAGGAGCUGCGCUGAGCACAUCCCUGCUUGGAGUCCCCUAUCUGUGGCCGAGUAGGGCAUCUGAGUGAGUGUCCCCCUACAUGAGACUUCAACUCUGAGCGCAGGCUGGUGACCCGUUGUCGCACCCAAGCAGGAGGGAGGAUGACGAGCACAGCUCCAUCCAAGAAGCCUUACCGCAAGGCACCGCCACAGCACCGCGAGAUCCGCCAUGAUCUGCCCAUCCUUCGAGACGACCAAGACGGCGUGAUUUUGGCCGAGCAGAGUCAGGAGCCCUUGACAGAUGCAGAAAGGAUGAAGCUGCUGCAGCAUGAGAACGAGGAGCUGCGCCGGCGGCUGGCCUACGUCACUAACAAGAUGGAGGCGAUGGAAAGGGAGCUGGAGUCCGGCCAGGACUACCUGGAGCUGGAACUGGGCCAGAACCGCGAAGAGCUGGAGAAAUUCAAGGACAAAUUCCGCAGGUUACAGAACAGCUACACUGCUUCACAGAGAACCAAUCAGGACCUGGAGGAGAAGCUGCAUACCUUGGCCUCUCUCAGCCAAAGCUGGAUUUUUGCAAUAAAAAAGGCUGAGAUGGACCGGAAGACCCUGGACUGGGAGAUUGUGGAGCUCACUAACAAGCUGCUAGAUGCCAAAACUACCAUCAAUAAACUUGAGGAGCUCAAUGAGCGCUAUCGGCAGGACUGUAACCUCGCAGUGCAGCUGCUCAAGUGCAAUAAGUCCCACUUCAGGAACCACAAGUUUGCUGAUCUUCCCUACGAGCUGCAGGACAUGGUCAAUAAACACCUGCACAGCACCCAAGAGUCCCCAGGCCCUGGGCAGGAGGCUGCACAUACCCUGGCCCCAUCUGACGUUGUGCCCACCUCAGUUAUUGCCAGAGUCCUGGAGAAGCCAGAGUCACUGGUCCUGAACUCUGCCAAGUCCAGCAGCGGCAGCUGUCCCAUGGCUGAGGAUGUCUUUGUGCACGUGGACAUGAGUGGAGCUCUGCUGGACGCCUGUCCCAGCCCAGGGCUGCCUGGGAAGGAGAGAGGGGAAGUGGGGAAGCAGCAGAACGGGGGCUGCAAGCCACAGAGCAGUGUGGAGAGCCUGUCAGAGGAGGUGCCUGCCUUCGAGAAGCUGAGCCCCUACCCCACGCCCUCCCCUCCCCACCCCAUGUACCCAGGGCGUAAGGUGAUUGAGUUCUCUGAGGACAAGGUGAGGAUCCCAAAGAACAGCCCGCUGCCCAACUGCACCUAUGCCACGCGACAGGCCAUCUCCCUGAGCCUGGUGCAGGGCGAGGACGAGAGCAGCGACCGGCACCGGACGCUCCCUAACAGCCCUGUCUCAGAGGGCCGCCACUCAGCCUCCAGCUGCUCCUACCAGCCAUCUCCCAAGGCGGCUCGGGCACACGGCUCCUCGCAGAGCAGCCCUUUCAGCAGCCCACCCCAGAUCCCCAGCGCCUUCGCCAGCUCGGCCAGCUCGGAGGAGGACCUCCUGGCCAACUGGCAGCGGAUGUUUGUGGACAAGGCGCCCCCCACUUCAGAGCAGGUGCUGGUGAGCCGCACCUCCUUCAGCCAUGACAUGGCCCCGGAGCUCCAGAAGCGAUUCAGCCGCUCCAUGCAGGAGCUGGGCAGGGCGGCCUCAGCCUACUCGGACGGCGAGGAGUCUGCGCAGAGCUGCAGCUGGACCGUGAGCCGGGACUCGAGCGUGGACACAGACAGCACUGAGUCCCGAGCCCGCAGGAGCCAUUUCUCCUCCGACUACGGCAUGGACUUCUCCCAGGAUGAAGCCCGGAAGCUGCUCCAGGGCAGUGGCGGGGGCACCGCUGAGCCCAGCAGUCCCCCGCCAGAGAAGCACAAGGACUAUGUGGACCUGGGCUCACCUGGGAGCCCGGCUGAGGAAAGGGAAAUGCUGCUGCAAGCAAGCAAGGAGAGCAGCCCAGGGGGAGCCCUGGAGGAGAGUGGUGAAUGCCGGAGCAAACCUCCCUCAGGGCGGCCACACCGCAGCCCCAAGAGGAUGGGUGUCCACCAUCUCCAUCGCAAGGACAGCCUGACACAGGCCCAGGAGCAAGGCAACCUGCUCAACUGAGGCUCGGCAGGAAGCAGCACCCUAGGGCAGUGCUGUAACUGCCUCAGCACUCACAGGGUUGGUGUCCCCGGCACCACACAUGCCCCAGGGGGCUGCAGGCUCCGCUCCCACCUUGUAUUUAUUCUGGUUUUGAUAUCCUGAGGCGCCAGGAUCUUGCCGGCGUUCCGCACCCACCACACCAGAACACACACUUGAGGCCUCGCUCGGCCUGGCAUGCAUGCCCAUGCCUGUGCUCACCACUCAUCUGGUGCCUGCCCUCACACUCAAUCUUACAGCCCCACCCUGGGGCCCAUGCCCUUACUCACCCUGGGGCCUGGGCCUGCCCUCACACUCUCAUGCUCACAACCUUGCCCUGGUGCCCAUGCUCUCAUUUUCAGGCUGAUGCCCAUGGCCCUGGGCGCACUUGUGCUGGUGCCGAUGGCUGCUCUGUUCCUAUCUUUCAACUUGUGCCAACAAGUAGAAACUCUUUGCCCUGGUCUUGUCUGACCCCCGUGACCCCCUGCAGGCUGAGUGGGGCAUGAGGGCUGCCCUGGGGGGUGGGUGCUCCUUGCCGCCUGGCCCCCUGCUGUGGGUCAGGAGCAUUGAGUUGUUUUGCUAUUUUUUGUUCCCCCCUGCUGCCAUGUUGAUCUCUGUGGAAACCAGCUGGCAGUUGUGGCUGGCUCUCCCUUAAAGCUUCCUCUGCAGAGCCCUGCUGCUUAGCUCGUGGGCCUGGCCCAACACGUGGCUCAUGCAGAGGCAAUGCCCUGGGAGAGCCCCAGUUCCCUCUGCCGUGGGACUGGGCCAGAGCUGCCCCCGGCAGUUGCUCAGCGAGGCUGGCCUGCAGAGUUCCCAUGGCAGUGGUUUCUGUGCAGGGGGUUGGAUUGUGUUUGUCUCUCCCCAUCCCUGGGUGCUGUUGCACUGGCCUGGCUCGUGUUUGACUGGUGCUGAUUCUCUGCUCCCGGGUCUUCCUCUCAUUUUUCUUCUUUCCAGGCCUUUUGCUUUUAAAAUGUUUUGUUUUUCUCUUCCUGCAUAAAUGAACAAAGCAGCUGACAGCCAAUCCAUUGUCUGCCCAGAGGUCUGGGGUGAGGUCCUGCCCUAGGAGCCACCGGCUCCCCCUUUCCAUCCUGGCCUUUCUACUCCAGCAGAGCCAUAUGGACUCCAGGGCAGGAUUUUACCCCAGGAAAGCAAUACAUGAAAGAUCAUAACAAGCUGCCUCUGGGCAGGGCCCCAGCAAGGGCUCUGGGGUGAGAGAGAGAGAGACCCCCUGAGGAGCAGGGCUUAUCGCUGCAGACACGGUACCUCAUGGCUCAGCAGUGGCCCUUUGGAGAGGCCCCAGUGCAUGUGCACCCCUUCCUCUGGCUGGGUCCCGGGCUGGCUCUGGUGCCCUUCCAAGGCCUCUCCACUGGUGGGGCUGGAGUUGUGUGUUUGAUUUUCCUUGUGUUCAGUGUUGGGAUGAUUUUCCUUUUCAGUGUUUAUGUGCUCAGUGUCCCUGGGGCAGGGAAGGGGAGAAGUCGGGAGUGUAGAUAUUUUAUUUGGGAGAUAGAGCCUCAGUGUCUAGUUAUGAGUUUCCUAACCUGUCCUUGCCUAUCUGGAUUUUUACCUCUCCACCCCGAAGGUGUAACCCAGCACACUGGCAUGGUCCCUAUGCUGCUCCCUUGGGCGGGGGGACCCCCUUCCCUUGGCUGUGGUGGGUUUGAAGCUGGAGCUGUGGUGUCCUCCUUCAGUGAGAGCGAGCUGCUGCUCUGUGCUUUGCUAUGUAUGGAGGGUGCAGCCUCUCUCUGCAGGAAGAAAGCUCCCAUUCAAACUCCCAGCAAGAGAUGCUGCCCUGGGGCAGCGUCCCUCCCUAAGCCCCUCCAGUUGUGGCUGGUGGCAGCCAGGGCCAAAACUUUGCUCUCAGCCACAGCCUGGAGGCUGCAGGGCAUGUGAAAGCAGGGCUGUCCUUAGGCAUAUGCAGCAUACACAGCUGCGUAGGGCACCAUGAAAUUUGGGGCACCUAAUUGCCCCAAAUUUCAUGGUGCCCUAGGCAGCUGCAUGCCGCAUACGCGUGGCAGCACCAGCCCUGGCGACCAGCCCUACUCCCGGCCGGCCCCCCCAUGGGCUGCGCCCACUGCAAGGGGCAGGGCCGUCCCUAGGGGGGUAUGGCCCCGGACAACUCCCUCCGCCCCACCUCUGACCCAACCCCAUUCCACCUCUUCCCUCAGCGACCCUGCACUCACUGGCAGCGGCGGGAAGCGGAGCAACCCGGCCCCAGCCUGCUCUACUCCGUCAGCUCCCAGCUGCAUUGCUCCACUUCCUGCCGCCAGUGAGUGCGGGGAGGUUGGGGAAAGGAUCGUCCCCACACUUACCGGUGGCGGGAAGCGGAGUGAUGCGGCCCGCUCUGCUUCCCUUGCCCCGGCCCCAGCCGUGUUGCUGGGGUGUGUGUGUGAGGAGUUAGGGAAAGGUUCUCUUUCCCCCU